CUUGACAGCGCGCGCUCUCCUAGACAGCAGAGAAUCAUACACAUCGUCCAGGAGCAAGCAGCAAGUCCAAUGGUGGGAUCCAGUCGCAGCCAACUGUCGAUGAUUCACUCACAUUAUAUCACAACGCUUGGACUGCAGCGUACACAAUCAUUUGGUCUGGAUUAACAAAUAUACAGUCAUCUGUAUGGUCGGGGGGCAAGAUUUCGCAGUAUGGUCCGGGAAACCAGACACUUAUGGGUGGGGAAUUUACCAGAAAAUGUACGAGAGGAGAAGAUUAUUGAGCACUUCAAACGAUAUGGACGUGUGGAGAGUGUCAAGGUCUUGCCGAAGCGUGGGUCGGAGGGAGGCGUUGCGGCGUUUGUGGAUUUUGUGGACAUUAAGAGCGCCCAGAAGGCACACAACUCCAUCAACAAGAUGGGGGACAGGGACCUUCGCACAGAUUACAAUGAGCCGGGAACAAUCCCCAGUGCAGCCCGUGGACUGGAUGAUAGCCUGUCCAUAGGCUCACGCGGGCGGGAUGUAUCAGGGUUCACGAGGGGGGCUGGGGGCCCAGUGUACGGGCCCCCUGCAUCACUCCACACCAGAGAUGGACGCUAUGAACGCAGACUAGACGGGACUGCCGAGAGCCGGGAACGUGCGUACGACACACACAGUGCCUACGGACACCACGAACGGGCCAGUGGCAGUAGCAGUGGUGGUGGCGGCAGCGGUGGCGGCGGCGGCAGCAGCAGCAGCUUCGAGCGGCAGCGGCACUAUGAUACGGACUAUUACCGGGAGCCCCGGGACCGGUCGCUCAGUAGCGGGGGAGGUAGCUCUACCUCCACCAGCGGGAGCAGCGGAGGCAGCUCGGGGUCGGGCAGCGGAGGGGUGGGCGUUGUGGUUGCAGGUAGCAGCAGCGGUGGAGGUGGUGGUGUUGGUGGAAGUGGCGGGAGUGGUGGAAGUAGCAGCGCCGUCGCUGCCGGAGUUGGGGUCAGUGUGGUCGGCGGGACAUCGUCAGCGGUGACGGCAGCCUACUAUGGCUCUCGCAGCCGCAGCCCGAGUCGCUUCGACUCGACAGAGACUCGCUACGAGGCGAGGGGCGCCCGCGAGAGCUUCACCUUGGCCAGCGUUGUGCAUCGGGACUUGUAUCGCGAGGAGCGGGAACGGGAGCGGGGAAGGCGAACGGAGCGCUCGUACCACCACAGUCGCAGCCGAUCGCCGCACUCUUCCUCGCAGUCGCACAACCCCUCACCGCAGAGGCUGACCAGCCAGGCACUCCGGGCGACACGCUCACCCAGCGGGUCGGGAUCACGGAGCCGAUCCUCAAGCUCGGACUCGGUUAGCAGUACCAGCAGCAGCAGCAGCGGCAGUGAGUCCAGCAGUAGUUCCAGUGAUGAAUCCCCAGCGCGGUCAGUUCAGUCAGCUGCAGUGCCCGCCCCUUCUUCACAGUCACUUCCUUGCCUUGACAAGGAAGAGCCUCGGAAAAGCUUCGGCAUUAAGGUCCAAAAUCUUCCUGUUCGCUCAACAGAUACAAGUUUAAAGGACGGUCUGUUCCAUGAGUUCAAGAAGCAUGGCAAAGUCACCUCGGUGCAAAUUCAUGGGGCUUCAGAGGACCGCUACGGACUCGUCUUCUUCCGGCAGCAGGAGGACCAGGAGAAGGCACUUGGUGCAUCUAAAGGGAAACUCUUUUUUGGCAUGCAAAUUGAGGUCACCGCCUGGAAUGGUCCUGAGACUGAGAGUGAAAAUGAGUUCAGGCCUCUAGAUGAGCGCAUUGACGAAUUCCACCCCAAAGCCACAAGGACGUUGUUCAUUGGAAACCUGGAGAAGACGACCAUCUCCCAUGAUCUGCUCAACAUCUUCCAGCGGUUUGGCGAGAUAGUGGAUAUCGACAUCAAGAAAGUAAAUGGUGCACCUCAGUAUGCUUUUCUGCAGUACUGUGAUAUUGCCAGUGUCUGUAAAGCCAUAAAGAAAAUGGAUGGCGAAUAUCUGGGCAAUAACAGGUUAAAGUUGGGCUUCGGGAAAAGUAUGCCUACCACAUGCGUAUGGUUGGAUGGCCUAGCAUCCAGCAUCACAGAGCAGUACCUCACACGUCACUUUUGUAGAUAUGGACAUGUAGUGAAGGUUGUGUUCGAUAGAUUAAAAGGGAUGGCACUCAUCCUUUACAACAACAUUGAAUGUGCGCAGGCCGCUGUCAAGGAAACCAAGGGGUGGAAGAUUGGGGGCAAUAAAAUUAAGGUGGAUUUUGCCAAUCAGGAAAGUCAAAUGGCUUUCUACCGGUCAAUGCAAGCCUCUGGGCAGGACAUUAGAGACUUCUAUGAUGUUGUACCUGAACGAAGAGAUGAGCGCAGGCCGCCAUAUCAUGAGUUCUCAGCUGAGCGGACCUACUACGAUAAUGUGCGGACACCCGGAACCUACACAGAGGACCCUCGACGCAAGUACACAGCGCGAGGCCGGGAGUUCUAUGCGGAAUGGGAUCCCUACCAGACAGAGUUUUACGAUCCACGUUACUAUGAGGACCCACGCGAAUACAGGGAUUACCGGGACCCCUAUGAGCAGGACAUACGCAAAUACAACUACCUGCGGGAACGGGAGAGGGAAAGGGAGCGGUUUGAGACAGACCGUGAGCGUGACCAUGGGCGCAGGACUUUAGAGCAAAGCCCAUCGCUCAUACGGCGCCCAGCCAGUCCCACAGCUUCACCUUCACCCUCUGAUCGCCUACCGAGUGACUCUGAGCACCCCAUAUAUAGUCGGUCAUCGGAGAGAAGCGGCAGCUGCAGCUCCCUUUCACCCCCACGCUAUGAAAAGAGGCCGGAUCGGUACAACAAAGUAGAGAAGUCUGACAAGGAAAAAUCAUUAUUUGAAACUGACCGCCUCAGUGUGAGUGACAAAGAGAAGCGUUCUGCCAGAAAGGACAAAUCUGACAAAGAUAGGAGUGAGAAGCAAAAGCUGAGGAAGCUGAAACUGGCCUCUCCUAGCGUGCCAUCCUCAGAGACAGACCCUGAUCCUGAACCUGACAGGGACGGCAGCCCAGACGGUGGUCCAAGAGCGAAAGGCAACCGGUUCCUUGGCAAAGAGAAAGAGAACAAAGCUCGUCUAGACUUGCCACCGUGCGUAGUGCAGCUGACACGGGUCAAAGAAAAGGAAGGCAAGGUCUUGGACACAUUCCCUCAUACAGUCACAGAGAAACAAAGGCUUAAAGUUUCAUCUGACUCUGUUCGGUCUCCCCCUCUGCCUCCUGUUACGACCAUGGAACAGAGGGGUUUCCCCUCCCGGAGCGAACUUCAAAAGGGAGACAUUCUCAGGCAUGUAAAGGUACCCAAAGAGAAGGGCUUGGCGAGUCAAAUUGAGUUGGUGGAGAAAGAGGGGAAAACAAAACCUAAAAAACACUUGAAGUCCGAUCCCACACUUGAGGGUGCCAAUUCCUCUCUGGAUGUUGACCGUUCAGCUGCCAGACGAAAACGGUUUGAGGAGACCACUGUAAAAGCUGAAAGACUUAGAAGGAUAAGAGAGGAGGAGGAGGGUACUGGAGUCUGUCUGAAGAGGCCAGUUGAAAGUGUUCUGCCAACAGACCCAGACAGUGAAAAAAAGAUUGCAUUGAAGGACAUUUACAAGACAGAGCAUCGAAAAACAAAAUUAGACAGACUGGUAACGGUUAAGAAUAGUCCUACAGAAAGGCAAGAGCCUGAGUGUGCAACAUUUGUUAUGGACACAGGGCUGAGCCCUGAUUUGCAGUCUCGACUCGGGCAACCAAAUGAAGAAUCAACAGAUGCUGUGUCUACGCCGAGGCAAGAAGGCUUAGGUGUGAAAAAUCAGAGCCGUGCUAGUAUUAGCAGGAUAUCCUCUGAUGAUGGGAGCCAAGAUCUAGAACCGUACAGAGAAAAAGACCACUCGCAUAUCAGCAAUCAGGAACAUCCUGUCGAGAAAACCUUUGCGAUGCACGAUCCCAGACUAUCGGUGGACAUAGACCAUUCCCAAAGCUGUCGAAAACAAAUGGAACAAAGUCGUCGACUUCAGAAGCAGCUGCAAGAAAAUGAUAAGUUAAAUAAUUUGGAGAGUCCUGUUGGUGGGGACUUAGAGGAUAUAGAACAGCAUGAAAUAGGGAAGUCAUCACAGGAUGGUGCCGCUGAUUCUCCACCCAGCAAGCGUAAAAGGAUAGAUGCCGUUGACCUUGAAUUGAAUUCAAAACGAGAGCGUAAUUACAGAAGCUCUAGAUCCGCUAGUGAAGAUUCUGAAAAUAAUUCAACUUCAGUAGUAACAAGACAUUCAGUAUACAGUGAGGAAGAGGUCUCUGUAGAUUCACCAGCCACAGUGUCCAGUAAAGAUGCCCAUAAAACAGGGGAGAGGCCCAGCAUUCGAUCCAAUGUUUUUAAACAUAGUCUGGACUCUUCCACUUCAAAAAUGCUCUCUGCUCACACAGAGCACUCCAAACUAAGGUCGUUUUCUCAAGGCGCUGAGGAAGAAUCACGAUGGGAGAGCAGAAUGAAACAGGACACCCUGCGGAUGGACAUGACCUUUCCAAGUAGUGUUAUUAAACGGGAUGGAAUCCGCAAGCGACCAGUUCGUGAGCUGGAGCCGGGAGAGGUUCAGUCAGAUUCGGAUGACGAUGGUGGUGACAAACACCUUUCACCAAAAUCGAAUUCCUCGCUGUCAUAUUUGCAGCGGGACAGGGAAGAUAGACAUAUAGAUAUCAAAUUGUCUGGCUCACUAGAAAAGAAUAAGUUUUAUGAGUUUGCCCAAGGCAAGACCAUAACCCCUGACACCAAGGCUCUAUUGGCACGAGCAAAGUCUCUCUCCUCCUCAAGAGAGGACAAUUGGUCAUUCCUAGGUCAUGAGUCGCGGUUAACUACUCUUUCCAACAGUUCAGACAAGGAAAAGGUUGAGUCAACACCACGACCUAUUCCCUCUUGGUAUAGAAGGAAAAAACAAGACUCUGAGGGCAAAUUGGAUGAUAAAAAGGAGAUGCCCAAGACAGAGGACCAUGAACGGCAAGAGCUGUUUGUGUCUCGUUUCCUUCGCAGCUCUAUCUUUGAACAAGACUCGCGUCGUCUGCAGCAUCUUGAACGCAAAGACCACAAUUCUGAAUACAGUACGGGUAGACUCACAACUCCGUUGAGCAACACUGAGGUGCAUGUCAGCAGUGCAGUUGAAGACCGCACGCAAGAGCCAGUUGGGCUUUUUCGCAGUCGUUUCUUGGAGUUACAGCAGCAGAAAGGCAGAGAUCACCAGGUCCACGAUGACAGAGUCAACAUGCUCGACAGAGAUGAGGACGACAAAGCAAAAGAAGGGAAUCUGGAUCAACACCCCAAAAUGGAGGAAUCCACACAGGACAUUAAACCAGUUAGUCCUGCUAUAGCUCAAUCAGUAUUAACCUCUGCUCCAUCAAAGGACGUAUCUCAAUCAGAUGAUGACCAGCUAGAUAAAUCAGAGGCGUUACCAGUCCUGCAGAUUAAGAAGGAAGAAAAAGCAAACAAUGUUGAAAGCUCUCCCCCACAAUCUGCAGAAAAGUUUGAAGCUCCUCCAACGAUUAGCCUUGCUGUUGCUGAUCUUGUUUGCAAAGACGAGGAGGUAAUAGAUGAACCUAAACCAGAACCACUUGAAAUGAAAGCAUCCACUGUCAAUACUGCACUAGUGGAACACGCAACCUGUGCUGAAGUCAAACCUCCCACUCCUGUAGUCUCUCAUAGUGUUUCGCAACCUGAUGAAACUGAGGCAGCAGAGAGGACACGGUCUCCAAAAUCAUCACCAAGAGCUGUGGGAAGUCCAGAAACUAUAAUUGAGGAAGAAUUGAAGCCAGAAAAGACUCUGCCCAGAGAAAGCUAUUCACCCAAAAGGGAUGUAGACACGCAGCUUGAAAUGGCAGUGGCAAUUUCAGAUGUAGAGGCAGAAGAAGCACCCCCUGCACGGAAAUCAACAAAGAACAGAAAAUCUAAGCUCACCCCAUCUGCUCCUCCAGCUCCACUUCCCAGCCAACCAACAGCCAGCGAAAAGCCGGCGAAUCGCAGAAGUGAGCGCAUUGACAAAGAAAAGUUAAAACGAGCCUCUUCUCCGAGAGGUGAAGCUGCAAAGAGCACUGCUGAAUCUAAUAAAACCACAGCAAAAUCACCCGGCCACUCCACAGAUACAGAGCUCGGGUCAGAGUCAGAUGGCGUCAGAGGGAGACGUCGGCGGAAUGUACGCUCUGUGUAUGCCACACCACCUGAGGGCGAGAAUGUACAACAGUCAGGAAAAGAGGUGGUUGAGGCUCCUCGCGCUACACGAAAGCGUGGUGCUGAUAAAGACGUUGUCCCUGCAGUCGGCAAGAAAGGUCGUCCCAAGGCCCGUAAAGCAGGAAAAGUUGUUGAAGACGUGUCACCGGCAAAGGCAGACCAGACUAAAAUGUCUGAGGGAGAAGACACUGACGGCAAAGAUUCUGUCAGCAGUGACAUAUCUAAGAUGGCAGAAGGUUGGCGCUCUCCCCGAUCUCAGAAAACUCAGCACUCACCCCCCAGGAGUGCUCAAAGCAAAAAAUCAGGAAAGGCUGAAAAACAGCCUGAGAAAAUGGACAUGCAGUUUGACAAGCUAGAGUCUGAUGAAGUAACAACAACAACCUCUGAACUCAAAACUAAACUGAGUGAAGAGUCUCAAGAUUUGACAAGGAAGUUACCUGAGGAUACCAAGCCACAGACUAAAAGCGAGAAGGUUGAGAAAGAGAGUGAAGUUACAGAGACCCCUGAAAAGAAAUCUGAAGAAAAUGAUGAUGAGAAAUUGGAAACCUCAAUAGAAAAACGCAAACCAGUUGAAAAGGGUGGUAAAACAAAACAAUCAAGAUUGACUCGUAACUCGAAAACAGGAGGUGAAGACAAAUCACUUCUUGUAUCUUGUAAAAAUCUUGUAAUUCAUUUAAGUGUGGAUGAUGUCAUGGGCGUCCUCAGAUCAGGUGAAGAUGAACCUGAACCGUUUCAAGACUCUGUCAAGAAAACAAAACCUGAAAUUCCUCAGAAAGAGGGUACCACCGCUCCCAGUUACCUAAAAGAAGUGGAUGACCUCAGCCCGGAUGAAAAAGACGAGGAGGAUGCCGAAGCUGAGCCCCCAGUCGACCCUGCCGCUGCCCUCCUUGCCCGUCAAAUGGAACUUGAAAGGGCAGUUGAAAAUAUUUCUAAAUUUACAGUAGAACAGUCAGUCCCACCUUACAAAGAGCCGCCUGCUGAACCCCCAGCCCUGUUGCCACCAACUCCAGUGGAGCCAGAUGAGGUGGAGGAAGAGAAGCCUGCUAAUCCUGCAAGUGAAACAGAGCUGGCUGCAGCCAUUGACUCAAUUACUGCUGAGGAUAUAUCUGCAGAUACAGAUGCGUUCACGGCAACCUCAUCCUACCCUCUCCAACUUGCCAGUCCCACACCUGAACCAGUAGUCUUGCCCAUAUCCAGUGGAACAAUGGAACCUGAAACUCAGGUGCCGUUCAGCAAUGUGGUGAAUACAGAUUCAGAUUCUGGUGUUACCACAGAGUCCAAGUCAUCUGAACAGACCAGCACAGAAACCACGAUGCAGGAAGAGCCUGUGCCUGUGCCUGUUCCUGUUCCUGUAGGACCACAAAAGAAAGUUGCAAAACCCCGGCCUAAAACUCCAAGAAAAGCCAGAGGUCGGAAGACUGCAGCUACCAAAAAAGGAGAGAUGGUUGAAGAUCCUGAGUUGGAUGCAGAGCCAGUAACUGUCAAGCUACCAGAUUCAAUACCUGAAGAUAUGAAAACCAUUCCACCUAAGGCUGUUACCACGGCAGCGACAGCAACUGUUGUUACUGCAGCAGCUGCUUGCAAACAUGAUGUCACAUCAACGGUAGCUCUUGACACCCCGAAAGAGGCUGAGCAGCCUGCUGUCGAACAGCCUGAACCCCAAGAGUCAGCCUUUCACUCUAGCAGCAGUAGCAGCCCUGCACACUGCAAACCACAGCCACCGCCGGUACCCAUGGACCCCAUUGUCCCUGCCCUCACCCCAUCUCCAACCCGCCUGACUAUACCACCUGCACGCCCAGGCAAAAUGCCAAUCUCACCACCCUCUUGGCUGAACAGGCAAUCUGAGGAGGCAUCAGCACUGUCCACACCUACCCCACAAAUAGUCGCAACACCACCUACAGCACCUGUGCCAGGUAUCGGAAAUGUGUCGGGAAACCCACCCUUACCACCUGAUACUAAGGCAUCCGACAUUGAUCCCAACUCUAGCACUUUAAGGAAGAUUCUAAUGGAACCAAAAUAUGUAUCCGCCUCGAACAGCACCUCUGUCCCCAGCAUGGUUCUUACAACAACAUUAGUCGAGCCCCGCAUGUCAGAGAAUGAAACGUCAUCAGACCCUCCGUCAGUUAAGUCCUCUAUACCUGAAGACAGACCUUCACCUCACACACCGCACACCAGACUCCCAACGCCACCUCAGCCCCAAGAAAAUCAGUUCGGUGAAAAGUUGGUGAAUUCAGUGAUCUCCUCUGCUACCUCAGUUAUAAGUCGCAUUACCCCCUUUGAUUCUGAUGAGACUCCUCACAUCUCUCUGAGCAACCGCAGUUCUGGAAUGUCACUGCCUAAGCAGAAAUACAGAGCCAGCAUGAAUGAAAACAGUAUUCCACGCUAUCCUGGAUUGAGCAUGGCCGAGAGAGAAGAGGGAACUGGUGCGAGUCGGCCAGUGGCAGACAAUGCCAAUUACAACACAGGCCCAAGCCCUGGAUUAAGAGUGAACACCUCAGAGGGUGUGGUGGUAUUGAGCUACUCAGGACAAAAGACUGAAGGACCUCAACGGAUCAGUGCCAAAAUUAGCCAGAUCCCGCCAGCCAGUGCUGUCGACAUUGAAUUUCAGCAAUCCGUAUCCAAAUCCCAGAUAAAACAGGAGUCUGUCACUCCGACGCAACCCUCUACUCCAAAGGGAUCCCAGACACCCACCAGUUAUGGACACACAGGAGUUGUAUUAGCUGGACAAACGUACAACACUCAGCCUGUUAUCUCUAUUAACCAUGGAAGCCCUAAGUCUGAGAAGCCUGAAUCAAUCUACCACACUGGCUCUCAAAGCGGGCCAGUCAAAAUCUUCCAGCAGUCUGGUAGCAGUCCCCAGAUUUUAAUGUACAAUCAAAUGAUGCAGCAACAUGUGAAGAAAGCAUCUGGAGCAUCAGAAUCCAUGGGCGUAAAAUGUGAGCCAACCAAACUGAUACAGCCCACCAACCUGAGUCCAGUCCUAAGCUCACAUCACUCGUCCUUGGCAGGCAACCCCAGGGUCUCAAGCCCCACAACACCGACUGACCGCUCCCUCCACCCUAAGCAAGAGCCUCAUUCGCCUCGGACAUCCGGCCACUCGCCCUCACCUUUCCCCAAAGUGCACCCACCUGGUAGCUCGAUGUCCCCCAUUGGCACCUCUGUAGUUUUAGGUCCAGGAGGCCCAAUCUCCCAGUAUGUUCCUGGCAUGCACCACUCCGAACAGUCAGUCAUCAUGACUCCCCACAAUCAUGUCUCCCAGCAGUCCGUGCCUGUGGGCCACCACUCUCAGGGAGACGUGCGACGCAGCACUCCCCCUCUCUCUGGAAUAAGCUACGGGAUGCGCCCGGAGUCGCUGGCCUCUCCCCGGUCCGUGGCUCAGCAGCGCUCCACCACACCUCAGCCAGCAGCGAUCAGGGACAUUGUGCUGCAGUCGCACGCAGGUCACCCUGGCUCGGGAACAGGAAGUGGGGCUAACGAGGAAGACAUGAGACACUUCCACCAAGGACUUCGGAGGCCAGGACCGCCUCAUCAGCCUAAUCACCCUCAUCACCCUCAUCCUGCUCACUCUCACUCUCACCCUCCUCAUAAUCACCCUCCUCACUCUCACUCUCCUCACUCUCACCCUCCUCACUCUCACCCUCCUCACAAUCACCCUCCUCACUCUCACCCUCCUCACAAUCACCCUCCUCACAAUCAUCCUCCUCACAAUCACCCUCCUCACACUCACCCUCCUCACACUCACCCUCCUCACUCUCACCCUCCUCACUCUCAACCUCCUCACUCUCAACCUCCUCACUCUCACCCUCCUCACUCUCAACCUCCUCACGCUCAACCUCACCCUCAGCCAGAUGUUAUGGUGGUCCCAGGGGACUACAGAGGACUACAUCACAGCGGACUGCGUCUAGAUCAGUUCAACAUGGCCACGAGGGACGUUCGUCUCCUCAUGCAACAUCAGUUGGGCGAGCACCAGCCUGUGGACUCCCGCAAGUCUCGCACACCUGAGACUCCAAUGUCCACACACAUGUCCGCAGCAGCUUCGUCUAAAACUCCCCCCGGGAAAGUGGUCGUGCCACCCCCAGUCAAGGAACCUCCGAAGGUCCUAGAGGUCAAGAUGCCACCGUCUCCUCACACAGAGAGCAGGAUUAUGGGACAUCCUGGACAUCCUCCUGUAUCUGUUAUGAUGUCACCUCAAGGGGUUCAGCUGGUGCACCCUGGUGCCGGUGCUUCCAUGCCUGAGUACCCGCCAGUGUACAGGGAUAUGCGGGGCUUCCAUUCCCAAUUUCCUGGUCAUCCCGGUCACAACCCUAUGGCCAUGAAUCUGGGACCACGCCACACCAUACCCCCUCCUCAGGAAGUGGAUCACCCUCACAGGAACAAAAUCUCCCCUGUGCAGCCCCCGGGAGCCAUAGCCGAGCUGAAAAGUGAAGGGUUACACCUGCGUCACCCAGCCAUGGACUUUCCGCACUUGCCCAGUAGGAUUCGAGAAGCCAGCUCGCCCUCCUUCCUGCCUUCCUCCUCUGCUGUGGCCCACAAGCCAGAAAUGACCCAUCCUCUCUACAAGGCGCCGCAAGCUGUCAUCGCCGGCCCUCUUCCACCAGCUGCCUCGGGCCGGCCUCAGAUGCGACCAGAUGUGAAACUUGAACACACAGAGCACCGUUCGGUAGACGCGGGGAAGCUUUUAACGAAGUACCCGAUCGUGUGGCAGGGCCUGAUUGCCCUGAAGAAUGACACAGCUGCUGUCCAGCUGCACUUUGUUUCAGGAAACAACGUCCUGGCGCAGCGCUCUCUUCCCCCAGUGGAGGGCGCCGCAAUGCUUCGCAUAGCGCAGAGGAUGCGGCUGGAGGCAGCACAGCUAGAAGGAGUGGCACGAAGGAUGAAUGUGGAAAGUGACUACUGUCUCUUGUUGGCAUUGCCCUGUGGGAGGGACCAGGAGGAUGUCCUUGCUCAAACCCAUGCUCUUAAAGGGGGAUUCAUCACCUACCUGCAAGCCAAGCAGGCCGCUGGCAUCAUCAAUGUACCUGAUCCAGGCACUUUCCAGCCCGCCUAUGUAGUCCAGAUUUUCCCGCCCUGCGAGUUUUCGGAGACGCACCUGUCUCACCUGGCCCCAGAUCUUCUCAACAGCAUCUCCAACAUCUCUCCGCACCUCAUGAUUGUCAUUGCCUCCGUGUGAGGGGCCAUCUUUUUUUCAAAACUUCUCUCCACUGGGACAUCAACACCAGCCUAUGGGACUUUUUAUUUUUUCUUUGGCGUACAGACAUGAAUAAGCCUCACUGCAGGACUUGGGGACUUAAAUCUUUUUUUUUGCAUCAUGCACUCAUUUUUCUUUUGUUACUGUUUUUUUUAACUUGUUUUCACCAGAACCUUAAUUCAUUCUCUCACCUCAACUUUCACGUCUAUGCAUCUCUGCUGAGAAGGCAAAAUGGGCGUAACUGGAUUUUACAAUGAUCAAUUGUCUGAUCAUUUAUUUUAUUUUUUGCCAUUGAUGGACACGCAAAAGAUCUUUAUUUUAUUUUCAGAGCAUCAAGAAAGGGGAUGAGUUAAAAAAAAAAACUUUUGUGAGAGACUGUUUAACAGUUGUUCUCCACUGAUGAUGAUUGUGAUUUUGUUGUUUUAUUUUUAAAGAAUUUCUUAACGUUUAAUCUGAUCAGUCAUUGCACUAUGUUGGAGAAAUCAAAUUGAGAAUCAAGUACUUUUAACUUUGUACAGAUUUGUAUAUGACAUUAUGCUUUUGAAAGAAGAAAAAAAUGCUCCUGUCACCAGCCUUCUCUGCACAAGGGUAAAAAAAGUGAGUUGGUGAGAUCUUCUUUUCCUUGGAUUUCACAAUUUGAAGAAAGCGCCAUGAACAUACACAUAUUGAACUGACUGAAUUGCAAAAUAUCAGCUCUCUACGGACUUCUCUGCAACUACUGUCUUGCAACGUUAAUUCCGUUUUUUUGAGGUUUUUUUCUAAUUCUUUGCGAGCCAGGCCCUGGAGGGAAUCCUGGUGUUGUACAGUUUACACUUGAGGCCUCAAUGUGGGACUAUUAAGAUAUACCUUUUGCUCAACUUUACCUGUCUCUUUAAGAUUAAAGGUGAAAAAGGGGGUUGUGAAUGGAAAAAAAACAAACGUGUAAAUAUUAUAAAUAUUUAAGGACUUGAAAUGGACAUCACAGACAAGAAGCUGGGAGACCAAGUGGAUUACAGCAUAUCAUUGACCACAUGUUGAUCAUUUAUAUCAGGAAUGUCCUAACGGGGACUGGUGACUGUCCCUGAUGCUUUCUUUAGAAAAAAAAAAUCUGUGCCAAAAUAUCUUUUCAAAUAUUCGAGAUGAACACGAAAAAAAAACAGUGGAACUAGAAAUGGAAUUCAAGAAUCAACUAUUUUUGUUUUCAUACUUUUUGUAUUCCUCACAUUGUUGUAAUUGUUGACUCUGCCUCGUUUUUGGAUGAUUUUAAUCAUUUCCUCCUUGUUCUAUCCAACUUAUUUUUCCUACUGGAGUCAAAGUUCGCUUUCACACAAUGCACAUGAUGCAGUGAUGGUGGUGUUGAUGACUGUUCAUUUGAGCUCACUCCCUGUCUGUCUGUCUGUCUGUCUGUCUGUCUGUCUGUCUGUCUGUCUGUCUGUCUGUCUGUGUCUGAAGAGCUGUUCUCUUUUCCUCUCCUGUCUCUUGUCUGUUUCUCUGCCUCUUUCUCAUCAUGUGUCUGAACUUAUGAAUUCUGAUGUAAUUAGCUGUGUGCCAUGUGGUCAGACAUCUUUGAAUGAAACGUUAAUUCAUGAAAGAAGUCGUCUCUUAAAAAAGAAUUUUUGGGAAUGUUUCUCCCUCUUCUACUUGUCUGUCCACUGUCUCCCGAGCCAAGAUGUAAAUACUCAUUAAUUUUAUCUUUAAACGUGUUUAUUUGCGCUCACAAUUUUCUUUGUUGUCUCAUUUCAGGGUCCUCAUUUUUUUGUUUUGUAUGACAAAGCAAAGCAGUCUGAAAUAUGAUAACUGAGGUGUUAAACCGAUGCAGAAAGUAGAACCAUGUUUCUCAGUUUUGUGGUGCGAAUAUUUGUAAUGACUGCAGGCUGACCGUUGUCAUGGUUGUGUUGAAGGCACUUAUAAUUUUUGAUACAAAUUUAAAGAAAGAAAAAAAAAUACCAAAAGAAAGAAAAGAAAAAAUCAGAACUGUUAAAUCUUCAAAACAAAAUGUCUUUGAUUCAUCUUUAUUUCAUCAGUUUGUAUUUUUGCUGUUCCUCUAUGAGGACAUUUUAAAAGUGUAAAAUAAAUUUUGUUCUUCUGAUCAUUAAAAUGGUCAUUCACUA
Molecule: messenger RNA, 13463 nt
Organism: Engraulis encrasicolus (European anchovy)
Lineage: Eukaryota; Metazoa; Chordata; Actinopteri; Clupeiformes; Engraulidae
Gene: spen
Product: spen family transcriptional repressor
Exons: 15
Coding region: 211-11355 (3714 amino acids)
Biological process (GO): regulation of transcription by RNA polymerase II
Cellular component (GO): nucleus
Molecular function (GO): mRNA binding
Source: RefSeq, a predicted model, not a curated record